AUGAAUCCUUCCCAGGACACCGGCUCUGGCGGCAUUCCUGAAGAUAGAAAGCUUUAUGUUGUGGAUUCCAUAAAUGACUUAAACAAACUAAACCCCUGUCCUGCCGGAUCGCAGCGUUUGUUCCCUCUAGAGGAGAAAAUCCCGGACAUCGGCACUAACUCAGGAAAUGGAAACCACAGUCUGUUUUUGGUGGGGCUGAUCAUCAUGCUGAUUGUCAGCCUGGCACUGGUUUCCUUCGUGAUAUUUCUGAUAGUUCAAACUGGCAACAAGAUGGAAGAUGUGUCAAGAAGACUAGCAGCUGAGGGAAAGGACAUAGAUGAUCUUAAGAAAAUCAACAGCAUCAUUGUAAAGCGACUCAACCAACUGGACUCUGAACAGAGCUAA
Molecule: messenger RNA, 384 nt
Organism: Eubalaena glacialis (North Atlantic right whale)
Lineage: Eukaryota; Metazoa; Chordata; Mammalia; Artiodactyla; Balaenidae
Gene: LSMEM1
Product: leucine rich single-pass membrane protein 1
Exons: 3
Coding region: 1-384 (127 amino acids)
Source: RefSeq, a predicted model, not a curated record